GAGGCGCUUGUGUGGGAGUUUCGUACUUAACUUAUCCUUGUUGAAGCGAGAAUCGGCAGAUAUUUUUAUCUUGAAAUCAUUUGUCUUGCUGCUUGGAGUCUUACACUUGAUUCAAAGUGCUUAUCAAUUCUACUGUGGAUAAGAAUACAGAAAAAGAUCUUAAAGAAAUCGGGGAGUGUUGGACUGUACAAGAUUGAGAAAACAUUGGAGCGAUCGCUAUUGAAAAAAGGAAUUGGAAAUAAUCAUUAGAAGURCUUCCUUCAAGCUGACAACAGUGAGCAGUUUAUGACAAAGCAAUCUAGAAAAUACACUAAACUAAGCUUGAGGAAAAAUAAGAAGCAGAUGGGAAUCAUCUGGUUUCCUAAACCUCUGUAAGGAAGCAUUUUCAACCUUUUUCGUCUUCAGGAAAUGACAUUUCACUUGAAGCCGGGAUAUCAAUUACGUUAUAGAGGCAUAAUCAAAAAACUGWCUAUAUGUCGAUGUGAACAAGAAUAUUGAAUACGAUUGAGAAAAUCUCUAUAUAUACAGAAGCAAUAUUGUGGAAAAGCUUCCCAGAAAGUACUUAUCUCAAAUAUUUACUCAAUAUCUUUGAAAAACGUUUAUAAAAGAAAGCUGGAGCCCUCGAAAACAGCUCGCACUAAAGUCAGUGAAUUUCGCCAUAUUGUAAUUUAGAUAUAAUUUAAGCUUAGAGGAUUAUCAAAGUACCAAAGCCAUUCGAAUUUCAUUUGACUUAAGUCUUCAUAUCGGUAUCAGCGCAUAAAGAGAUUUCUAUAGUGARUGGCCUUCUUAUGGCAUUUCAAACAAGCAUGUGUGAAAAUGYUUCUCUCCCAACAUCGCUACCAUGGACAACCGCAUGCUCGAGUAUUGUACUGUCUAUGGUAACAGUGCCAGGAAACGCUCUAAUCCUGAUAGCUGUCAUCAAGGACCCUUACAACAAUCUAAGAACGAAUUUCAACUGUCUCGUUAUCAACUUGGUCCUUUCGGAUUUGCUUCUGGGCUUAAUAACUGAACCUAUGUUCGCUGUUUAUCAUAUUCUGKAAGCAAGUAGUCAAGCGUCUAAACGAACUAGGGUUGUUCACGUGACAUACUUUUGUUCACUGAUGGUUUCUAUGCUGAGUUUAGCGGCGCUUGCUCAUGAGAGAUGUAAGGCAGUGACCUCUAGYAUACGAUGCUCGUCAAACUCGUCUAAAAGCUUAAAACUAUCUAUUGCCAUUUGGGUUUGCUCUGUUUCCUUKCCAUGGCUUUACUUUACUUUUGACUUUUUUCGUUUUGCUUUCAUUUACGUAAAUACAGCAGUUCUGGUAAGUCUGAUAAUCGUGGCGGUUUCCUUUUAUCGUGUCAGGGAAGACCUCCAGGGAAAAGUCCUUGAAUGGGAAAAAAUCCAAAACGAUGCUGCAAGAAUUCGUGCCCUCAAAAUAUCUCAAAAACUAACAAAAUCUUUUUUGCUACUUCUGAUGUGUUUCAUUUGUUGCCUAGCACCGUCUUUUGUCACGGCUUAUGUCAUAAAUUUUUGCAAGGAUUGCUCGUGUUGCGUCAUCAACUGGUUACGAGAUGGGUAUUUUCUGCUCCCUCUAGUGAAUUCUGCAGCCAACCAAUUCUUGCAUCCGUGGAGAAUGAGAAAUUUUCGGCAAGCUGUUCGCAAGAUCAUGAAGUCCAAUGCAAUAGGAAAAUUUUUUCAGAAGUUUUUUUUUGCUAAAGGCAGUUUCAAUCUAAACGUAGUUAACCGAGGUUGAGUCAAAGCAAGACUGCAAUACUGAACAGAACUUUUAUUAGUGAAUAGAUAAAUAGAUGAUCUUCAUUUUGACACGAUAAAUCUGAUAACAUCAACAUAUUUAAAACAAAGCUCAAAACAUAUUUAUUUAAACUUCUUUAUCAAUGAUAUAGUUUUACUCAAGAUGACAUUAUGCUUCUUACGUAAAUUCAU
Molecule: messenger RNA, 1924 nt
Organism: Actinia tenebrosa (Australian red waratah sea anemone)
Lineage: Eukaryota; Metazoa; Cnidaria; Anthozoa; Actiniaria; Actiniidae
Product: histamine H2 receptor-like
Source: RefSeq, a predicted model, not a curated record